ACCUCGUGGGAUUCCUGUGAUUUGAAAUGUGACUCUUGGUUAAGUACUUCAUGUUUUUCUUUUUCCGUGAAUUUUCCAUCGUUUUCAGUCACCUUCAUUACCGGCCCCGAAGCAGCAGCCAGUAAAAUGAUCAAAGAAUUGUACUUUACACAUGUUGAGACCCUCGGCGGCCUCCUUUUGGCGUGGGGACAAUGUGAUAAGGCCAUGAGCGAGCAAUUGGAGAAUAAUAUCAAACAAGUCGCUCAUUUACUGGAACAGAAUGUAAUAACAAAUCCUGUCGGGCAACUGACAAAUGCCAAACUCUGUCUCAUGAAACUGAAGAACAAUGAAUAUUACCGUGUGAAAAUUUUAUCUCUUAACAAAUUGGAACUUCGGCUCGUAUCCGUUUUCCUUGUAGAUUAUGGUAAUACUUUUGAGGUUCGCCUUGAGAGUCUAAGACUCAUCGACACCGAUGAUGCGAUGUAUCCUUUCAUUACUUCAGUUCCACACAUGGCUUCCCUCUUCUACAUCGCCGAAGUACAAGCACCUGGCCAUAUGGGCCAUGCUGGUGUGUGGCCACCUCCAACGCUGGACUUCCUUAGGCAGACUCUGACCAGUAAAGUUUUCAAAUGCGACAUUAUAGAUGCAAGAAUCGUCAAGAACCUUAUUCACAUUUAUAUCGAGGGAAAUGUACCCAUAACUAUUUCUAAAGUUCUGAUUGAAAGAGAUAUGGCUCAACACAUAGCCAUUCCUAUUCAAGAAGCUCUAAUUCAAGCACUCUCUCACAGCCAGCAAACCCUUUUAGCUGGCUCAGCUCCUGUCAUCAAGCCUCAAGCAUCUGCUAUCAUGCCGAAUAUGAAUACAGCACCAGUAGUCGCACCAAUACCUCCUGUAGCUGCCAUGCCUAAUGCCAUCAUCAGUCCUCCCUUGGUACCUCCUCCAGCCCAACCAAUGCCUAUCUUUCGGAGAACAGCCCCAGCUAUCACUGUUUCUCAAUUCACAUCAGUUAAGUUACCACCUGGCUCUCGACACGCUGUAUACAUUUCACACGUUGAAGAAGGAGUAUUUGCUUUCGCUGUUCAACUCAAGGGUGAUGCUGAUGAUGUACUUCCUGAUUUAAUGCUAGAAAUCAAUCAGAAUUACAAGCCUGCGCCAGUCGAAGGUGUUUUGAUGCCUGGAACACUAUGUCUUGCUAGGUACACCUCAGAUAAACUUAUUUGUCGAGCCGUCAUAACUGAUGUCAUGGGAGAUAAAGUCAAAGUAUACUAUGUUGAUUUUGGCAAUUGGGAGUAUUUACCACCAUCAGAAGUCUUCUCAAUUCCUCCCAAAUAUUUAACGCAGAAAGUGAUGGCUUCAAAAUUUUCCCUGGCUGGUGUAAAAGAUGAUCCUGAUUGGAAACUGAAGGCCAUCAAAGAUUAUUUUCAAGAAUAUGCCGAUCAGAAAGAAUUUAUUAUGGAUGUAAUAGCAAAUGAAACAUCUUCACUCACACAAUAUUGUAAUUUAUACUACGAAGGUCAAAACGUUAGAGAUAUACUGAAAGCACAAAUAGAGAGAAUUGUACCAUUUGCCUAUCGUGACCCACCAAAUCUCACAGUUGGCAGCUUAAGCGAUGUUAUUGUAACGUUCGUGGAGUCACCAAUGAGAUUUUUUAUUCAGCUAACAAAUUUUAAAAAAGAUUUGGAUACGGUAAUGUCUGCCAUUGAUAGUUUUUGUAACAGUGCGAGAGGUGCCUCAGGAAUGAUAAACCCUGAUGAUGCUAGUCUGAAUCUACCCUGUUGUGCCUUUUUUGAUCAAGAUCAGAAGUGGUAUCGAGCUCAAAUAUUAGACAAUUCAGACACAUCGGCUCUAAUUGUUCGUUAUGUAGAUUUUGGAAAUGAAGAGACGGUCCCUUUAAACUCAUUGAGACGCAUUGAAAAGAGACUGGUGACAGAAUUCUGUGUCCAAGCAAUUGAAUGCUGUCUGAAAGGUUUUGAGUCUGUUGCUACAACACCUGAAGAUGAAGUUAUUGUGCACUUCGAAGCAACAACUCUGGAACAGCCUUUCAAGAUGAAAGUGAUCGGUGCACUGUCAACAAAAACUAUUCUAGUGGAUUUAUUCAAUAGUCAAAACCAAAGCAUCUCUUCAAUGAUGAAGAACUACAAACCUGAGGCGGAGGAACUCCCAGUACCACCUGUAACUGUGAAGACAGAACCUGUUCAAAAUCAUGAAGAAUGGAACAAUGCUCAGAAUUCCACCGAACAGAAGGCAGCCUCCAAUGAAGACAAUUGGAGAAAACCUCGCAACGAAGACAACUGGCGAAAUAAUGGUAGCGGAGACCGGAAAUUUGGAGGUGGUUUCAAUAGCCGAGGCCAAGACAACGAUAGGUUUGACCGUGACGGUGGCUUCAAAGGCCGCCGAGAAGGUGGUUUUCAACGCAAUGAAGAAAGACCCAGCAGAAAUCAAAGCGAUUGGAGUGGUCAAGAUGGCGGUUUCAAAGGUCACAAUCGUGAUGGUGGUUUCAAAAGUCAGACAGACCGUGGUUUCCACAAUAAGAACGAUAACAGUAACUCUGAUGAUUGGUCCAGUGGUCAGAAACAAAGCAGCAACAAUCAUACUGACUGGUCUGGCGGUCAAAGUAGCAAUAAGGAUACUGAUUGGUCAGGUGACCGUCCUAAAAGUAGUAGCAGUGGUGAUCGCCCAAGCUUUCAAGAUCGCGGGGAUUCUGGUUUUGGCGGUCGACCUAAAAGGUUUGAAGGUGAACGUAAAUUUGGCGGUGAUAGACAUUUUAAUGACAAGAAAAGUGAUGAUGGAUUUGAAGGCAAGCCCUGGAAAAGCAGAGAUGAUUUCUCAUCCCGCCCUUUCAAACCUACAAGAGAACCUGGUUUUCCGGCGGGCUCAACUUUCAAGCGUGAUGCAUGGGAGGUUGGCGCAGAAAAUGAAGUACAAGUUUCAUGGUCUGUGACUCCGAGUGAGUUCUAUGUUCAACUCUUGAGUACUCACUCCAGUUUCCGUGCAAUGAUGCAGGCUAUUCCUCAAGAGUACAGAAAGAGAGAAAAAGCUGAGCCAAGCUCUUUAAAUGUUGGAGAUUGUGUAAUAGCUAGAUCUGAUGAAGAUAGAGCUCUUUACAGAGCUCAAAUCAAGGAGUCUUCUUUCGGAACUCUGAAGGUGGAAUUUGUUGAUUAUGGAAACUGUGGAACUGCGGACGAAAAGUUCAUCUGGAACAUCAGCAGUGACCAUUGCGAACUCCCGUGCCAAGCUUUCACCUGUAGUCUGAAUGGUAUCGCCCCUGCUGAUGAGUCUGGGGAAUGGCCAAAAGAUUUCAAAUCCAAAUUUGAUAAACUGUUCGAGGCAGACAAAUACCUUUGCACCGUCGUGUCACACAACGAAGAGAAAAACCUCUACCUUGUAAAUUUACUGAAUCUAACAGACAAUACAGAUGUUGCCCAAAAGCUGAUUGAGGAGGGUGUCGCUGUCUCCACUUUGCAGCAGCCAGCAAGUCUUGAAAGUGAAGACCCUGUUGAUCUAUCACUUCUACUGAACCAGACUCAUUGGGCUCACAUGUGUGCUGUUGUGUGCAAAUCUCAGUUCUUUGUCCAUUUAGAAAAGAGCAAGAUUGAUUCUAUACAGGCAGCGGUGGAUACGUACAUGGCAUCUUAUCUGAACAAUGAAACAGCCAAAUUAGCGGAGAGCAAAAUCAGGCAUGGUGAAUACUGCAUUGCCAGUCCUGAUGGAGAGUCUUGGUACAGAGCUCAAAUUACUGAUUUGAAUGGAACUACUGGUGUCAUAGUAACAUUUAUCGACUAUGGAGACACAGCUGAUGUUGCAAGAGACAGUCUGUAUACAAUUUAUGAUGACCUUCUGAUAAGUCCUGGUCAAGCAAUCGAAUGCUGUCUCCCAGAUGAUGCAGAUGUUGACACGGAAAAGCUUGAAAAUUACAUGGAAAAUGAAGACACAGCAAUAAUCAUUCGUAUUCUUUCAUUGAAUGAAACCAACAAGCUGAGUGUCAAAGUUUUUGAUCGAAACGGGCAGGAUCUUUUCUCUCGGACAGAAGAAAAAAUCAGCCCAUAUUGUAGCCUACCGGUGUGCAGACAACGUGAAAAGGUUUAUGUGACGCAUGCAGAAAACACGGAAACCGAAAAAGGCAAUUUCAUCGUCCUACAGUAUGUAUCCUACGCUGAUGCAUUAGGUGAAUUUUUAGACACUAUACAUGAAUACGCUGAAUCAGCUGAGCAACUUGAAGAACCAAUGCUUGAGUUGGUUUGUGUUGCAAAAUCUCCCGCCGAUGAGCAAUGGUAUCGAGCUCGGCUUGUCUUGAUGGACCCAGAAAUUUUGGUUGAGUACUUAGACUAUGGAAAUUCUGAAGUAGUGCCUCUUGAAAACUUGCGAAAAAUCGAUUCUAGUCUUGCUUAUCCUCCCUUAUUUGCCGUUAGUCCUGUGUAUCUGCCAAUUUCGAGCUUCGAUGCAUCAGAGCUUUUGACAACCUAUGCUGAUACUGAAUUCAUUGCGAACUUUAAGUUUUCUGACGGAAAAUGGUUUGCAAACUUAGAAACAGCCGAUGGUGUCUAUGUUAGUAGGUCUUUUGUAGAAUCUGGUAAAGCAAAAGAAUUAGAUCCAUCACCCUAUGCUCAGCCUCCUAGCACACUCGCGAAAUGGCAGAAGACAGAAGGAGAGUCAUCUGUAAUAUGCACUUAUGUAGAUGAUGUCAACAAAUUCUACAUUCAAUUAGCCUCUGAGUGCGAUGAGCUGGAGGAACUUCAAAGUAAUUUACAGCAAGACAUCCUUAAGAUGAUGCCUCUCAUUGGCAAAUCAAGUUCAAUUUUUGCAGCCAAGUAUGUGGCCGAUGAUACCUGGUAUCGUGCAGAAUUCAGCUCUGAUGAAUCAGUACGUUUUAUCGAUUAUGGAAAUGAAGAUGCCAUUGAUGAGAUUAAAAAGUUACCGGCUAAAUAUCUAUCAAAUCCAUUCAGCGUGGCAUGCACUUUACCUGUCACUCCAUUCAAGGGCACUGAGUGGUCCGAAGAAGUAAUUGAAAAAUUCCGCAGUCUUGUUGUCGAAGCUGAAGAGUUGCUCGGGGAAGUUAUUUCUGUGGAAGGAAAUGUUGCAACUGUCAGAUUGUCAAUCAAUGGAAAAGAAGUAAGCAACAUGUUAAUUGAAGAGAGUCUUGCUGCAGCUAAACCUUUAGAAGUUACCGUAAGUCACAUCAACUCUCUGCAAGAUUUUUAUGCUCAAGUAGAUUUGCCAGCAAGUGACAAGAUGGUGGAAAAACUAGCUAAUGCUGAAUCGUGGAAUGCUAUAGAUGAUUUGACUGAAGGCAUUAUCGUAGCUGCCAAAUUCAAUGAAGAUGAUCUGUUUUACCGUGCUAAAAUCUUAAGAGCUACUGAAGAUUCCACUCAAGUAUUUUUCAUUGACUACGGGAACUUAGCAGUUGUAACGGAAAUCAAAGAGCUACCAGAUGAUCUAAAAACUAUUGAACCAUUAGCGGCACAUUGCUGUUUAGAUUUUUCACCUACUGUAAUUGCUCCUGAAACCGUUGAAAAAUUCAUGGAGUUUUCCAGUUUCGGAGAAACUCUCUUCAAGUUGAAAUUAAUUAGUGGAAAUUUGAAGAUGGGGUUGGCUAAAGUCGAAUUAAUAUUAGAUGAUAAAAGUGUAACAAGGCAGUUGCUUGAGUUCAAUGCCCAAAACAUUGAAGUUACUGCAAGAAUGUCCUUUGUAAACUCACUCUCUAGCUUCUAUAUUCAACAUAUUAGCAAUGAUGGCCUUCUAGAGAAAGUGACAACCUCUCUCGAAACUGGAAGUGAAUUAGAACAAGCGUCUGAAGUUACAGAAGGUUUACUCUACGCUGUCAAGUUCGAAGAUGAUGGUCUCUAUUAUCGAGCUAAGGGCCUACCAGACUCCUCUGUAUUCUUCAUAGACUAUGGUAACACUGCAACCAGCAGCGAUCUUAGAAUUCUUCCUGAAGAGAUCCUUAACAUCCCUCCACUAGCCAAACACUGUACUCUGCAUAUUCCUGCCGGCGUUGAGCUGCCUGAAUCUUCUCUUGAUCUGUUAUACAGCUUUCUCGAAGGCACUGAACUCCAAAUUAAGUACCUAAGUUUUGAAGAUCCAAGGUGUGUAAUGAUCAACAUAAACGGGCAGAGUAUUGUCGAUCAGAUGCUGCAAACCACCAGCAAAAGUACAGAAACUGCGCAGACAAAUGAUGAGAUUGAAGCCAUCGAAGCUCCUGCGAAGAAAAAUGCUUGGUUUUCAGCCAUGGAAGCUGAUGAAAUAAAUGACUCAAUUGAAAUCAUCGAAGCUGUUGAAUUAAGUGAUGCUAUCGCAGCUAGUGAAGCUAUUGAAUUAAGUAAUGCUAUCGCAGCUAGUGAAGCUAUUGAAUUAAGUAAUGCUAUCGCAGCUAGUAAAGUUGUUGAAGCUGCAGAGGUAACAGAUGUUAUUACUGCUGGUGAAGCCCAUGAAUUCAAUGAAACAUCUCACCCAAUAGUUCACAUAAACUCACCAAACGAUUUUUACAUUCAUAAAGACUUUGAUGGAUUGGAUACCAUUCGGAAAAUUUUGGAUGAUAACUCCCUUCUCGAGUCAAUCCCACUCGAAGACAUCGCAGUUGGUGCCUUAGUUGCCGCUAAGUUUGUGGAUGAUGGUGCGUGGUAUCGCUCAGAGGUAUUGAGCAAAGAUGAAACGAGCCCAGGUUUCUGUGUAUUAUUUAUUGAUUAUGGGAAUCAAAGUGUCGCAACAGAGUUUGCAGUUAUCCCUGAAGCUAUUUCUGAAGUUGCCCCACUGGCUCUAAAAUAUGCGAUACAACCUCCAAGGAGCUAUGAUGAAUGGCCGUCGUCAGUAAAUGAACGAUUUGUGGAAAUAGUAGAGGACAAUGGGUAUGAGUGUGAAAUUCUUGGCGAUGAAAAUUCUGGAUUUAUUGACCUUAAAUGCGGAGGUAUUGUAAUCUCACAGGAAUUACUCAAACUUUUAGAUUCUGAAAGCGGUGCUGUUGACUCAGCAAACAUUGUGGUGAAAACAGAAAAGGAUGAUGAUAUGGUCUUAGAGGAAACUAGUUUUGAACCCAGUAACGAAUUUGAAGCAGAAGAAGCUGAUGUGAGCACUAUUCAUGAAGCCACUGAAAGUCCUGAGAGUCCAGAGGAAAACGAAAAAGGACUUAAAUUUGAAAAAAACAAUUCUAUGUCAGAAGAGUUUUCGGAAGGAGAGAAUAGUCCUUCCAGCUGCAAGGCCGGAGAGUCCUUCGGAGAACCAAACGCUGCUGAAAACAAUGAAUUAAGUAGCUCCGGCAUUGAGUACUCUGCAGCAAGCUCUUUCGAACUCAAAAAAGAAGAUGACACUAGUUGUGAUGGAGCAGAAGAUCUCAUCGUGAAACAGAAUGAAGUUGAAAGCAGUUUAUUAGAAAACGCUGGCAUUGAGUCCAGUCCAGCAAGCCACUCUGAAUUCAAAGAAAAUGACUCAGUUGACAUUACAGAUAUCGAGGAAAAAAUUGAUGCCUUGAAUCUUGAAGUGAAUGAUGGAAAACCGGCUGAAAACGAUGUUGAGUUUCUGAAGGAGACCAUCAAAUCUAAUGAGGUGAUCGACCUUCGUGAAAGUCCUGCCAAAGCGGAUUCCAACGUGGAAGAUAUAGAUGACUGUGAUCGUGACUAUGCUGCAGAUGUCAACCACUCACCUUGCUUGGAGUUGAGAGAGAGCAGAUUGGAAGAGGCAAUCCAAAAUGGAAAUCUGGAGUUCUCAGAAUUAGCAAUUAAAGAAGAAUUAGUAUAUGAGGAUCCCCCAGCCUCGAAGUUAGAAACCUCUGAGUCCUUUGAAUUUGACGAAUCAAUAGUAUCUCUAAGUAGUGCGAACAACACAGUCAUUGAAUUUAAUGGCUCUAGUUUGAGUGAAAAUAUGACUCCUAUCAAAAGGACAGAAGAUAAAAUUGUUGCGGGCAGUAUUAGUAGAGGAGAUAUGUCGGAACCGCCUGUACCUAAAAUACUGCAUGAAGAGAAAAUUGUUGCAGGGGCGAUUUCCGGCCUAGAUCUUGAUAGUUUAGAGAAUGAAUCUGAUCCUUCAACUGUUGAUGAGAGUGUACCAAAGCCCGAAACUGAGCUCAAUAGUGUGUCAAGAAAUUCAAAUGAGUUUGACAAUGGCACUACAUCAGCUGUCUAUCAUGAACCAAUUCCUCUGGAUGAGAAGAUAUGUGUCCAAUCGAUCAAAGGUAGCGAAGUAUCAUCCGAAAAUACAGAAGCUCCUAAGUCAGUUCCUAUCAUCCCCUUAGAUGAAAAAUCUCUGCCAGCUCAUUUCCAGGUAGGAGUGGACAGUGAUUAAGGGGUAUUUUUAAUUGUGAUUUUGCUUCUGAUUAUAAAGUGUCUUAAUUUUUUAUAUGUUUUUCCCUUUUCCCAUUUCAGUUGUAUAUACUGCAGAAAUUUGAGUAAACACUACUUUAAGCCGUAAUAAAAUUCAACAGCUGUAAAAUGUAUCUUGAUUAGUUUUUUCUCACUAUCUUUCAAUAAAAUCAGAGUCAGCAGUAAUACUAAAAAUGUUUUUUCUCCGCAGGGCUGCCUAUUUUGUGUAGCUUUUUAACCUCUGUAUCAAGCUAUUUUUCUGCAUUAUUAAUAUAUUAUAUUUGUUAAUAAUUAAAAAUCGCACCACCUUCUCCCCUACUGUUUCUCUUAAUUAACAAUAUGCAGUGACUGAGUCCAACAUUUAUGUUGUGCCUGAUUCAUACUUGAGUUUGUUGAAUGAGGUACAAUUAUCUUAUUACUGCUGUGUUUCUCAUUGUUAUUUAGUAUGCUUCUACUUUUUCCAGAGGUGAAAGUGGUCUUUUGAUCACACUAUCGCUCAAUAGAAAAAAACCCUUGGAGACUGGCACCUAUUUUAUUAUUAGUAUAUUCCUACCUUUAUUUUUCAGUUUUGGGUCACCUGAACCAACUAAUCAAUUUUCAAAAAACUCAAAUCAUACACUGAAAAGGUGAAUGCACUUAACUUUACGGUCCACAGCAAAAUUAUGCUUCGAUCUUAAAGAUUUCUAUCUGUACACUUUUAUUUAAAUUUUAAUAGUACUGAACAAUUAUUUCAAAUUACUGAACUCAUUUCAUGGUUAUUGGUUUUAUAUGCAGCUGAUACUAACAAGGUUGUUAAAAGAACAUUUCGUUCUACAAUGUUAACUCCAGUUGAAUAGUUGUACUUAAUAAGAAUAGUCUUCAAUUUUCACAGCAAAAUAAGUUUUUGUAGUAAGUUGUAGAUGGAAGUAUAAAAUUAUAUUUUGGUGGAUCCUGUUUUAAUGUCACUGACACUUUUUACCAUAUUCCUUGUAAGCAGUUAAAAAUUUCAUCAUUUUUUUCUCCCCUUCCCCUUUUCUGGCUCCAAUUUUGCAUUAGAAACUUAUCUCUCGACCUGAAUAGCUAUGUCAAACUGUAUGAAAAAUAAAAGAAGAAAAAAAGCAGGUCUUAAGAUGUGAAUAAGGGAGACAACGUUGAACGUCUGGUGCAAUAACGCACUUUCACCCACCUCCGAAAGUUUAAUUGUGCCUGAUGUUCAGAAGGUUAUUGUUCGUUUUUCAAUUUUUAUGUUGUUUAUUUUUUUACUUGUAAAUAUGCCUAGAGUUAACGUACAUACUUACUUCUUUUAAGUCAUUUAAUUUGUUUCUUUUGAACUAUUCAAAGCCCUUAGUGGCCAUUUUGAUUGAUAGGGUCAUGGAAUAAUAACAAGCAACAUUUCAGCAAGGAAGAAAAAAAAUCUGAAGGUGUUAAGUUUUAAAGUCAAAGAUAUCUCUUAAAGUAAAUAUGAGUCAUUAAUAUAAUAGUACCAUAUCCCAACUUGUGAUUGGCACUGAAAAACAACUUAAGGAUUUGAACUAAUCGUUCCAAUUUUUACCAAUACCUCGAACUCACCAAAUGAUGAACCUCUCCAAAAUCGGCUUACGUCCUUUCUUCUCACAACUGUUAUUUGGUUUUUGACUAAAAAAUAAUAUCCGAAUGCCUAAUAUCGUUGACUGUCCAAGAAUUUAAUCGAAAUGCAUGAAGUAAUGUCUCACUUAAUUGUUCACGGAUUAUUAACCUUCAGGAGCUUUUUGUGCGUUUCUAAAUAAAUGUCAGUCAGUUUUUCCAAGAAUAGUGCCUAUAUCCAUCCUGUACUGACCCCUCGACUGUACUUUAUGUAUUAUUAUACUCAUCUCUUUUUUUUCCAUUUUGUAAGUAUUUUCCAUUUCUUUUGUAAUCUUGUUUUUAUUAAUUAUUGUCUAUUUUUGUUACUGAAUCAGUAUGUAAAUCCAGCAAAAUUAAACAGACUGAUAGCCCUCUUA
Bemisia tabaci is the source of this 10225-nucleotide messenger RNA. It is a transcript of the gene tud, whose product is annotated as tudor domain containing protein. Lineage: Eukaryota; Metazoa; Arthropoda; Insecta; Hemiptera; Aleyrodidae. The record is from RefSeq and is a predicted model, not a curated record.